This is a messenger RNA of Paraglomus brasilianum, 341 nucleotides long. NCBI's taxonomy places the organism in Eukaryota, Fungi, Glomeromycota, Glomeromycetes, Paraglomerales, Paraglomeraceae. The record is from the annotation of a GenBank genome assembly.
UUGAAGCAACUGAAGAUGUUUUUCACCAGUUCUGGGAUGACACCAUUAGUGCAGUAUUGACUUGUUUCCUUCCAGAUUAUGGUUUCAGUUUAAGUAAUCUCUUUAUCUUUAGAGGGGAGGAGAAAUCAGAAUUGAGUAAUGAUGAUCCAAAAAUUGAACUGGGAUACUAUGCCUUUGGAGCUCAAGUAAUCUUGGUUGCCAUUUGUCCUCCUUCCAGAGAUGGAGAUAAAAAUCCAGUGGUGGUUGAUAUUGUUAAAUCAGAUUUACAACAGGUAAAAGAUCGAGUAUGUCAUCUACAGCGAAUGAUGAAUAUAUCCAGAUUGCUGGAGACAAAUGUUUAA